Somion occarium is the source of this 3087-nucleotide messenger RNA. Lineage: Eukaryota; Fungi; Basidiomycota; Agaricomycetes; Polyporales; Cerrenaceae. The record is from the annotation of a GenBank genome assembly.
UAACGCGUACGGCAGAUAUAAGCAUAUGUGUUAUAUGAUUUAACACAUAUAUUAUUGAUAGUCUGUUGAUAGUCUAUACAAGGUCAUUGAUCGCGCAUUGAUCAGCCUGCUUAUAGGGCCAAUCUUAUCCCGAUUGUUACUCAAUUAUUGCCCAACUCCUGGCUUCCAUCCAUCAUCUGUCGAGGACGCUUUCCUCGACCUCCAUCCUCUUCUGCUCAUCGUGCUCUGCGUGCUAGCAUGGGCAACUCAGCAUCCAGCGCAAUCAACCAGAAUAACCUGCACGCGAAUUCUUCCAGGCUCGACUCUUCGUCCAAUCGCACAGGCUCACCCGCUAGAGGGGGUAGUCCUGCGCCCAACUAUCGAGGAAUACACAAAUCCCUCCGUCAAAAGAAGAAAUCACUCGAAUUGCCCGACCUGGCGUCCUUGACCCUCACCCCCGCCUCCUCUCCUCAAUCAGUCUCCCCCCACAAUGCCUAUCGCAGGCCCAGGGCAUCAUCUCCCAUUCCCAUCCCUGUAUCCGCUAACCCUCAGCCUCAGACUUUCCGUCCUCAGAACAACUUGCCAUCCGCAGCUCACCUCCCUUUCAACAAUCAGCAUGGUGGCAAUAGAUCGCGACACAAGUCUUACUUGAGCAGCGCUUAUCCAUCUACCCACUCCUUUGUCUCAGGUUCUCCUCCUGAACCUGUCCCAGAGGAGCCUCCUGCUCACUCUAUUGAAUAUGUGCCUGAGGUCGUACACAGUACCCUGCCUGUUCUGCUUAAAGCGGACGAUGAUGCCUCGAAGCCGGAGCCUAUUACCGUGCUUAUAAAGUGGCGUGGUGGAGGCAAGACCGUCUUUCUUGCCAGGGCAGGAGAUGAUAACUGGAAUGGUCGUACACCAAUGGAUUUCGACCCACAUACAAAUACCUGGACUGCAGCCGUGCAGCUUCUCCCUGGGACUCAUCACUUCAAAUUCAUUGUUGAUGACCAGUGGCGUAUCGCAGAGGACUAUUCGACUGCGGUAGACGAUCGUGAUGGCUCGCUGGCUAACUACGUGAAUGUCACCUCCUCUGCUAUCUCGUCGUCAUGUCCGCGUACGCCGGCCCGCCUCUCACCUUUGGCAAGUCCCAACCAUAGCCAUCCUAGCCAAUUCAACAGCUUCUGGAGCGACAACAGUACUGCUAAUGGGGUGGCAACAUCUGGGUCGUCAACCGCCCAUGAUGGCGAGUGGACCACAGUCAUACCACCGGAGCUCAUCCAAGCGGCGGCAGAAGAAGAGAACUAUCUCGCUUCAGCAGAUUCACCCACGUCAUCGUCAUCAAUACCUGCGCCCAACAUUCCGCCUGCACCCACCCUGCCGCGGCAUCUUGACAAACUGAUCCUGAACGUUAGGACAAGUGCGGUGACAGGGUCAGGGAGUGGUAGCGCGAGUGGGUCUUCUGCUACGGGAUCAGAACGGGAGAAAUCGAGAAAGGGAAGUCGGUCACAUCAUUCGAGAAGGGACAGGGAAGGCAGGAGUAGGCCUUCGAAUCUUGGCAUGACGUCUGCCGUUUCUGAGGGGACGGGUAUAUCGAAUGCGGAACAAGGGGAGGGCCAAAGUGGGAUACCGCCGUCCCUCACGCUGCCUGUGGUAACCGCAUCUGGUACCGAUGUGACUACGCUUUCUGGUACGACGACUCCGAUUCAGGACCAGGCAAGCGAUGGACCUGGUAGUGCGAAGAAGGUUGCGGUGGCGAAACUGGAUGGACCUGCUAUUGCAGAUGAUGCCAGCGUAUUGCCAGUACCUAAUCAUGUGGUGCUGCAUCAUUUAAGCACAAGUGCGAUUCGGAAUGGUGUUCUCGCUGUCGCGAACACGACAAGAUAUCGGAAGAAGGUAUGUUAUGAGGUGUAUAUUACGACCAUCUAUUACAAGCCGACAUGAUCUCUGGCAUCCGUCCAGCACCUUCCUCUAGGCCGACCGACGUCUUCGCUAUUCACUAACUCGUCUCGCUUCUUCGACUCAUUAUCUCGAUAUCCUCAAUCUGUUCACAUCACACAUACAUGUUUCCUUACAUUUCCCCUCCGCUAUCUUCAUCUGUUUUCUGUCCCUCCUCCAUCCUUAGAAGAAUUUGUUACGCCCUGCAAUUGUGUCACUCCUCGUCCAUGUCUUUUGGGCAUGUAGCGCCAAACUAAAGCAAGAAUCUGGUCCACCACCACCAUCCCACAGCCACAGUUGUUACACGCUCUCAUGAUGCUUUCAUUAUACACAUCCUUGUCACUUCUAAAAAUCUUCAUGAAAAUACGACCCUCACGGCCGCCACUCUCCACAUCAACCAACAUUGUGACAUUAAAAUUCCAAACUUGUUCUUUAUCCACCCCACCCCACCGCCCCUUUUCUUGUUUUGGAUUCCCGCCCCGCCUCCACCCUGCCACCCUUCCUACCGUCCGUGUCCCUUUUCUUGAUGCAAGAAUGUGUAUAUUGUAUCUUUCAUUUUCCACGCCCCAUAUCCCCUUUGAAUUUUCACCAUCACGCGCAUCAUCCAUUUUCUGUCCCUGUACUCAGACUCUCUCCGACAGAGGGUGGGUGGAUGAUAGCGCGCUGUUCGUCUCCGGGGAGCUUUGGAUUUCUUUUCUUCUUCGCGUCCGUCUUCCUCUACUACACUCUUACAAUUCUUUCAUUUCUCGUCGUUGUGUCUGCUCUGGUAUCAGUUUGACAUUUGUUUGUGUUUUUCCUUUCAGCGCUAGUAGUUUUUCUUUUACAGUCUUGCAACAGUUACCCCACCCCCCAUGUGUAUCCAUUGUGACCCGGUUUUUAUACUCUCUCAUCUCAUUACAAUGUUUCUAGCAUCUCAUAAAUUUGUGUGCUCAUUGAACUUGAAUCGAGCCUGCAACGCUACGUAGCAUGCCGUGAUACUCAUUGUCGUUCUUUGCAACACCGGUACGGUGGCAGUGUUCUGGGUGUGCCGUGCUGCUUGUUAUACUUAGAUCGCCUUGUUGGAUAUCACGUUUGCGGAGUUCUUCACUGGCGUGAGGUUAUGUCGGGUAACCAAUAGGACGAAACGUAGGGCUAUACAAUAUCUCGCCGAUGUUAGUAUUGAGUUCAGGUAGAACAUAUUAAAGUUGCGCGAAG